AAAACAACUACUCUGUCUGUAAAUUGUUGAUGUUGCCAGUAGGAAAAACAAUGGAGCCAGGAAAAGCUCAAUGGAGCGACGAGGAGGUAAAAGCCCUCCUUGCUAUUUAUUCAACUGCGAGCAUCCAAAGAGGACUUGAGGGGUCGCAACGCAACAUAAAAAUAUUUGCCGAGAUAAGCGCACAACUGGAGAAGGCUGGGGUUUACCACAGCGCAAAACAAUGUAGGGAAAAAAUGAAGAAACUGAAACAGGACUACAAGAAAAUCAAAGACCACAACAACCAGAGCGGGGCAGACAGAAAAACUGGCAAAUGGUAUGAGACGCUCGACCUCAUAUUGGGCCACAGACCAGCAUAUGGGAACGCCGAAACAAAAGACUCCUCUGCUUCACUUUUGCGGUCGUUGACGCAGAAGGAGAACAACCCACCCUCCCAGCUGCUUGAAGAGCAAAACAGAUCUCUUCUAUCAAAUCCAAUUCCUGUUGCCUGCAGUACCCCUUGUCGCCCAUCAGAAACACCAAUGGCUUUAUCAAGCAAUCCCAUGCCCCUUCUGAGUGACAACCGCCAACCCGCAUCAGAAAACACCGUUGUGAUGUCCUGCCAUUCCCUGCCCUCACAAAAUGCCAGUACCAGCCAGCUUACAUCAGAAAACAACGUUGUGAUGUCCUGCCAUUCCUUGCCCCCACAAAGUGCCAGUACCAGUCAGCUUACAUCAGUAACUACACACCGGUUUCCUGCUUGUCCGGAUUCACAAAUAAUAAGCCAACGCCGCCCAGCUGCCAGCACCCACUGCCAUCCCAGACCUGCAAAGAGGAGAAAGAAUGACACACUGCUUGCAACUGUGCAGGAAUGGCAGGCUUCGGACGCAGAGUACCAAAAGCAACGAAAUGCACAAUUUGACAGGAUGCUACAGGUGUUUGAAGAGCAAAAUCAACACUUUGAAAAGCAGUGUCAGGCUCUGCUGUCUGAGUCCAGCCGGCAACAUCAGAUGGUAAUGGAGGGUAUUCGGGACAUCAUGAACACAAUGUCAAAUCGGCAUGACAAACCCUAAUUAAAAGAAA
Corythoichthys intestinalis (scribbled pipefish) is the source of this 1059-nucleotide messenger RNA. RefSeq lists its product as uncharacterized. The transcript has 7 exons. The record is from RefSeq and is a predicted model, not a curated record. NCBI's taxonomy places the organism in Eukaryota, Metazoa, Chordata, Actinopteri, Syngnathiformes, Syngnathidae. The coding region runs from base 30 to 1049 and encodes 339 amino acids.